UAUUAUUCAACGGUAUGAAUGCCUGUAUGAAGUGGUGAUCCAGAAGUGGAAGUGCUGUCCAAAUGGUGAAGACUUACGUAAAAGUGGUUUUUUAUGGCUUUGUGUUGAGUGUGAUCGGUGUUGGCAUUGGAUCUACUUUUGUGCCACAACUCAAACCACAGAAGAGAGAUUUCACGAUCAAAACAUCAGACAAACGAUACAUAGAAACUCUUCCAAAGAGCGCUGCCAUGAAGUCAAUCAACGCUGCCAUCAAUUCAGACGAACCAUUCUUCGGCCGCAAACCCACGAAGGAUUAGAUUAUC
Molecule: messenger RNA, 302 nt
Organism: Oppiella nova
Lineage: Eukaryota; Metazoa; Arthropoda; Arachnida; Sarcoptiformes; Oppiidae
Source: the annotation of a GenBank genome assembly